Messenger RNA from Capsicum annuum, 1276 nucleotides. RefSeq names its product RPM1-interacting protein 4. The record is from RefSeq and is a predicted model, not a curated record. NCBI's taxonomy places the organism in Eukaryota, Viridiplantae, Streptophyta, Magnoliopsida, Solanales, Solanaceae. Bases 338 to 1030 code for a protein of 230 amino acids. The transcript is spliced from 4 exons.
ACUAAAUACCAUUAAUAUCAAUUUUUUUUAAUUCAUAUGGCUAGUUCAGUAUUAUAGCAUGCACAUCCCUAAUAAAACUUACUACAAAUAUAGUCGACGCUGUGCUUAUUUAUGGGGGUAAAAUUGAGGGAAGACUUUAGAGAAGACUUGUAAUUAGCACGACAGGUUGUAUGAGUAGAAUAGUCAACCAAUACGUGCUGUGGACACUGUCAAUCCUUUGAAAAUUCUCAACCAUUUAUAUAUCUUUUAUAUCCCUUCAACUCUUUUGCCUUUGUAUCAUCUCUUUUUCUCUUUCUUUUUGUGGAUUCUUUGUUGAUAAUUUUCUUGUUGAAGAGCUAUGGCUCGUCCAAAUGUGCCCAAGUUUGGCAACUGGGAUAGUGAAAACAACACUCCCUAUACUGUUGUUUUUGAAAAUGCAAGGAAAACUCGUGGUGGAAAGAUGAUAAAUCCGAAUGAUCCUCAGGAGAAUCCGGACAUGUUUCCGAAUGUUGCUCCUCCCUCCAGGCCUAAAAUUCAGGCAGAGGAACCAAACAGGCGUCGCGUGAGUAGAGAAGAGGGUGAUUUUCGCGCUAAUUCUCCUCAGCGCAAUGGGGGUCGUGGAUCAAAUUCUGGUCGACCUAGUAGACAUAGUGGAGGGUCUGAUCACAGCAUCGCGAAAUCACCACUUCACCCGUCUUCCCAGGCAAAGACCGGACGAGUAGCUGCAUCUCCUGUUUGGGAAGGGAAGAAUUCGUAUGACAGUAGCCAUGGUACUCCUGGAAGAUCAUUUGAAAGUGCUCAUGCUACUCCUGGGAGGCACCAAACGAAGCACGAAAGCCCUGAUAGAGGAGCUGUAGUUCCAAAAUUUGGCGGAUGGGAUGACAACGAUCCUCAGGCUGCAGAAAACUACACCGAGGUUUUUAACAAGGUGCGAGAGGAAAGGCACGUUGAUACUGGAAAUAAGCCAGGCUCAGUUGGUAGAACUUCUUACAGCACACAAAGGCAUCACCAAAAUGAAAAGCAGAAGGGCUGCUGCUUUCCUUGGUGGUGAAAAUGAAGGCCCGUUUUUCUGGUGACCUUAAGUUGUUAUAUUGGAUGUGUAAAUAGAUCAGCAAACUAUGGUGCAAGGCCAAUCGUUUCUAUGUUAAGAGGCUUGUUAUAGCAAUAAGUUUGGGCUAGUGAUUUCUUGUCUUUGUAAUGCUUUCAGCUGAAUUUUGCAUUUGUGUUGUCUAUUUAUAUUGUUUUAUAUCAUGUACUCUAUUGUUUAUUCCUAAAUCAAAUUCUUUUGUGUUAAUUA